UUGAAUUUUCUAGUAAUAACUAUUGUUCUUGUUCUUCAGCAGGGAAGUGCGUACAAUACUGGCACUGGGGAAAAGGAGAUGGGGGGGAAGUGUGACACUCUGUGAUCUACUUCUGAACCUGCUUACCCUUACACGAAGGAGCCGUGUAAAGAACUGUCUGAUGGUAUUGGCAGUGGAUGAGUGAACAUUUUCUACUGAGAUACCAGCAGCAGCACUGUGUCAGUGAGCCAGUGCCUGUGGAGGAGGUCACCAUGAUCUCCACAGCUCUCCGCUGGCUGGUCCUGGUGUCUUUUAUCAUUCUGACCAUUGGUGGGAAUGUGCUGGUAUGUUUGGCUGUGGGGCUCAGUCGUCGACUGUGGCGCAUUGCUAACUGCUUUGUGGUGUCCCUGGCAGUGACGGAUCUCCUGCUAGGCCUGCUGGUGCUGCCCUUCUCUGCCACUCUGGAGCUGCGCAGCGGGAAAUGGCCCCUCGGCGGAGCACUGUGCAACAUCUACGUCUCACUGGAUGUCAUGCUGUGUACAUCUUCCAUCCUGACCCUGCUGGCCAUCAGUGUGGACCGUUACCUAGCCAUUUCGGCUCCCCUCAGCUACUCCCGGAGAGUUACCCCUCCAAGGGUGACAAUGGCCAUGAUCGCCAUCUGGGCCUUGUCACUAGCUGUGUCCUUUGUGCCCAUCCACCUGGGCUGGAACACAGCAGACUACACAGUGCAGCACUUGGACUGGGGCAUUGGGGAGGAGGACAACGAGGGAUACUACUGCCACUUUGAGUGGAAUAACAACUACGUUGUUAUUUAUGCCUUUAGCUCAUUUUACCUACCUCUGCUCCUUAUGUGUGGAAUGUAUCUCUGCAUAUUCAGAGUGGCUAGAAAACAGGUGCGUCGGAUUCGUGCUGCCACUCCAUCAUUUGCACGCGCAGCAUCAACUGCAGCCAUUGCCCGAGAGCACAAAGCAACAGUGACCCUGGCAGCUGUGCUGGGGGCCUUUGUCAUCUGCUGGUUCCCCUACUUCACCUUCUUCAUCUGCAUGGGUGUAAAGAAGAGGACAAACCCACCUAACACACUUAACUCUGUGGUCCUAUGGCUGGGCUAUUUCAACUCCGCUCUUAACCCCAUCCUGUAUCCAGCCUUCAACAGGGAUUUCCGCAGGGCCUACGGAGAGCUGCUUCGCUGCAUAGGACCGUUUUGCAGAAAACCACAGCUUCCUCGUGUGUCUGCGCAUAAACGAUUGGCCUUUACUAAUGGACAAAGGGUUUCCCUACAGUCUGAGAAACACAUUGACACGGUUAAUAAGGAAACUGAGGGGGAGAGCAUCACUCUACAUGAAAGAAAUGGUAUCCCUGAUGAGCCACGGUGAAAUGCUAUUGAUCUGUUGUUCUUCUGCUGAACUGUAGACUGGCACCAAAAUGGUGUUAAUUAAGAACUUUUCCACUACUCAGAGUACAGGUUGGCAAACCAUUUACGACUUCACACACAGAUGUUUAUUGUAUAGUGCCAAUCAUAAUUCAAGUAAACAAAAUAAUUAAUGUGUAAAACUUAUGUCACAUUAAACUU
Etheostoma cragini (Arkansas darter) is the source of this 1549-nucleotide messenger RNA. RefSeq names its product histamine receptor H2b (gene hrh2b). Gene Ontology annotation, cellular component: membrane. The record is from RefSeq and is a predicted model, not a curated record. Gene Ontology annotation, biological process: adenylate cyclase-activating adrenergic receptor signaling pathway. NCBI's taxonomy places the organism in Eukaryota, Metazoa, Chordata, Actinopteri, Perciformes, Percidae. Gene Ontology annotation, molecular function: G protein-coupled receptor activity. Bases 177 to 1352 code for a protein of 391 amino acids. The transcript has 2 exons.